Molecule: messenger RNA, 2254 nt
Organism: Vitis vinifera (wine grape)
Lineage: Eukaryota; Viridiplantae; Streptophyta; Magnoliopsida; Vitales; Vitaceae
Product: E3 ubiquitin-protein ligase SGR9, amyloplastic
Exons: 1
Coding region: 1156-2013 (285 amino acids)
Biological process (GO): protein ubiquitination
Cellular component (GO): cytoplasm
Molecular function (GO): ubiquitin protein ligase activity
Source: RefSeq, a predicted model, not a curated record
AAGUUUUACUUUCAGCUAAAACAGUCGAGUGGUAUAAUUCUUGCAUAUUUAUAGUUUUCAUUCCCCAGAAAUAUGUCUCCUUCAAAGUGACAUUUAAGUCCUUAUCAUUAUGUAUACUGCUCAUCUCAUGGUUCAAUACCAUCUAAUUCCCUAGCUAUUUUUAACUUUUACAUCUUUUCCGGUGACCCUUGACCUCUUUCAACUAAUGCUUCCUCUCAGGAAAGGCAAAAUUUUAGACCCCACUACAUUGAAAUCCAUUUCUAGGAUCGAUUAUGAAAUAAAAUAGCCAUCUACCACAAUUUGGGCGACCCAACUUUUUUUUCCAGAAAAUUUCUGUUAAAGAGCAUGGACAUAAAGGUCAUUAACUCAUUUACCAUUUGGGACUACAGUGAUCUUGCCCAGACUCCAAAGAAAGAUGGCCCGAGAUAAAAGGGGGUUUGUAAAAGGGAAGGGCGACCAAAGGGCCUUGAUGGGCGCAGAGAGGCGCAACGAGGGUCAAGAUGCACCUGCUUUGCAUUAUUGAUUCUGACUGUAGGGACAAGAGAAACAACCCAUGCAUGGGCCGAAUGCCUUUUUUUUCUUUUUCUUUUUUCCUCUCCCUCUUCUGUUUGUUGCUUUGCCUUUGGGAGUUAAAGCCAUGGAAAGCACUCAGAUAAUGAAAAGAAAGGACUGUCAAACGUGCCGGAUCUGGACACUUGCUUGUGGACAAAAUCCUUCAUUUCAUAGCCACCCAAAUCUGCUGCGGCUGAAAUUAUGUAGGCGAACGUGAUUCUUUUUUUCACGCCCCUGACUUCUCAAUCAAUUCCAAAUGGGUCCCCGAUUGUGAAGAGACCGUUUUGUGCCAUCCUGAUAUAUAAUGACACUGGUGUUCUAACUGAUACAUAUUGAAAAUUAGACGCAUGAUUUGCUUGAAUAUUCACAAAGAGAAGUGUAACCAAUCAUCAAUCUGUGUCGACAGUUUGGUCCUACUUGAUGCUAAAAGACCUGAUCAUGGUCCACUUCCUUAGACAUCUGCCUUGGUCAUGGCUGUGGGACAAAUACGAGGGAGAGAGUGGGCAUGGAGAAGAGGAGGAUGGGCAAAUCAGUCAGUGAAAUACUCCAUAAAGGCCAAACAUUCCUCAGACUCUUGAGUUCAUUCAUUCGGGGCAUUCCGUAAUGGCAGAAGGCCAAAACUCAACCGAAGCAAUCAUCAUGUCUGCACUCUCCACCCUUUCCGCUACCCAAAUCUCACACCUGACUCGCUGCGUUUACUCGAUUCUCCGCUACCACCACCUCCGCCUCUCCUCUCUUCUCUCCUCCCCUACUAUCUUCGCCCACACCCUCCACCACCUCCACUCCAUCUCUCUCCCCCAUAAAACCCUCCUCAUCGCCCGCCACCUCCUCUCCACCCUCCAUCACCUCACCCGCUUCUUCCAGUCCACCGUCCCUCCUCCAUACUCCCGCACUUCCCUCAAAUUGCGUGACCUUGACGCCGUCUUGCUCCUCCUCCUCCUCUGCCAGCUCCGCCAGCACGACCCUCAAGCCCUCGAAACUUGCCCAUCCGAGUGGCGUACUAUUCUCUGCACCCAUUUCUCCAAAACCAUGUUGUCGCUUUCGGGCACUGGAGCCACCAGCGGUGCAGUUCUGAUUCCGUACAUCGAGGUCGCAGCACGGUGCCGGAGGUUCGUUGGGGCAGUCCUGAGUGGCGGCGGCGGCGGGGGAGGAGAGAAGUUGGGGAGGGAGGUGGGGGCAUCGACAGCGUCGGUGGUGGCUCUGCCGUCGGUCGAAGUAAGCGAUGGUGGAGUGGAGUGCGUGAUCUGUAAAGAGGAAAUGCGGCAAGGCAGAGAUGUGUGCGAGUUGCCAUGUGAGCACCUGUUCCACUGGAUGUGCAUUUUGCCUUGGCUGGUCAAGAGGAACACCUGUCCUUGUUGCAGGUUCCAGUUGCCGUCCGAUGAUGUGUUCGCAGAGAUCGAACGGCUCUGGGACGUUGUAGUGAAGUCAAGCAGUGUGAAUCCUCAUGGUGAAUGUACAUGAUGGGUUGACGAUGCGGACUAAGCUGAUGUAAAGUACACGUGUCAGAAUCAGAUAGCACAUAAAUGUUGUAUAUGAGGAUGAGGUUACGAGUGGGAAGUGGUUGGGGCCCGCUGCUGGAAAUGAAUGGGUGGUGAUGGAUGGGCUAUAUAUAAUAUGAGGGUUAACUUGUAAGUUGUGGGAUGAUAGAUAACACGUCCUUUUUCCUAAUAAAUAACGAAUAAGGCACAAGGCAUUUCCUGUU